Saprolegnia parasitica CBS 223.65 is the source of this 1383-nucleotide messenger RNA. RefSeq lists its product as hypothetical. Gene Ontology annotation, molecular function: protein binding. Lineage: Eukaryota; Oomycota; Saprolegniomycetes; Saprolegniales; Saprolegniaceae. The transcript has 11 exons. The record is from RefSeq and is a predicted model, not a curated record. The coding region runs from base 1 to 1383 and encodes 460 amino acids.
AUGGGGUUAACGAUAGCAGAGGCGUGCGCGUCUUCGGGCCCACGCUACGGCUUCUUGGCGCCGUGGAGCGAUCCGCGCCUCGAGUUUCGCCAGCUCCGCGUCGUCAACGACACCAAGACGCUCUUCCACGCCAUUCCCAUGGCAGGCUGCCAUGCGUGCCACACUACGAUGGCGACCGCGCUGGAUGCGUCGAUGGGGCGUUUGCAGCUGCAUGUGCCAACGUCGAUCGUGGCCUUGCCCAACGUGUCGCUCCAGCUCCAGGUCCACUGCCACGCCCGCCUCGCCGACCUGCGCAUCGUCCAGUGCUUCUACUUUGGGCCCAACGAUGUCGUGGUGGUGAACACAUCGCUCGGCGCUGUCCCGGCGCACGUGACGCACCACCGUGCCAAGCGACAUCUUGUCUUUCAAAGCAACUCGCUCUUCCUGCACAUGCGGGUCGAUGUGUGGUUCUUUGACCAAGCUGCGGAGAGUGCUCGGCUCUGCGACAGCGUGCGCGACGGCUUUGCCCACCUCGUGCUCGAGAGCUUGCAUCGUGGCGUCCUCGCGUGGCCGCACCCGCCGCCGGCACUGCACGAGGCCGUCCGGAAGCGCUACCCAACGCUUCUCUCGCUGCUGCUCGAUCACAGCGUGCCCGUCGACACCUAUGAUGCGAAGGCCCGCACGGCGCUGCUUGUUGCCGUUGAAGACGACGCCGAGGCCAUGGCAGCGCUUCUGCUCCAGCGCGGCGCGGCGCCAAACAAGGAGACGGACGGUAGCUCGCCGCUCUUCCGAGCCAUCCAGCUAGGACAACUCUCGAUGGUGACGUGCAUGUUACAGCACAAUCCACGCGCCGUCGUCGACGCGAUCGCGCCCACCAAUCGAAUCGACCCUGACAGCAGAGACCUCUCGGGCCUCAUGUAUGCGUACCGGUGCAACCAACCAGAGAUCGCAGAAGCGCUCUUACACGCCGGCGCAAGUGUCCUUGGACCGCCCACGGGGCACACCAGUGUGCUCUACUACUGCGUCGCUUACCUCACGGACGAAGACGCGCAGCUUACGCAUCUGAAGCGCCUUUUAGCCUUGGGCGCCGCCUGUGAGAUCUACAAAGCGGCCUCGUGCGUCAAGCCAAGCGCCAUCGUCCACGCAAUCCGCGUUCGUGCGUAUACGACGGUUGCGUUGCUAGUGUCCUAUCCAGGCAUGGCAGAGGACCCAAUUGCCGUAUCGUACCGGCCGAUGCUGCACCGCCUUGCGAUCGAGUGCGACGACGACGGACGCAUGCUGCGCACGCUGCAACUGGAACACUACGAACGCGACGAAGUCGACAACACGUCUAUCGAACACGUCUUGCAUCUCAAGUGGCUCCGGCAAAACGCCGAGAGGCUCGAUGCGAAGCGCCCGAUCUAA